AAACCAACUACAAUAUCUCACAUGAAAUUUGUUUUAUAUCCCACCUUCAUUCCCUCACUCAAGUCCUUUUUUAUAACAGCGUAGCAUAGUUUUUCAUGUGAAUGCUUGGUGUGUUAACUGUCUUCAUAAGCAACUUCUUUUCUUUUGCGUUUUUGGCUUUGGGGUUGCCCUUUGCUUUGACUAGUGUGGCACUGGCAACUCCAAACAAACAAACAAAAAAAAUAAAAAUUGGCCUUGUAGGUUCUUUUCUUCUUCAAUAUUGCUUCACAGUAGGUUCAUAGGUUUCUGAAUUAUAGUAGCUUUUGUUUUCCCCAAGAAACUUUGACUUUCUGUUUUGCUUUUUAGAAUUUAUUUUUUUUCUUAUAAAUUUGACAUUUUGGCUAUGGUUUGAUUUUCGCAAGUGAGAUUAUAUUUUGUCUUUGGUGUGUUAGAAAACAAUGGGAAAGCUCAGUUUUGGCAAGAUGUUGGAUUGUUUAUAUUUGUCAUCAAUUUCAGGCUCAUCAUGUUCUUGUUUCUGCAUGAACAAUGCUUUGGAUGAUGAGUUUGAGAGGACGACAUUGAUGGUAUCUGAAAAAACCCAGUUGAGAUUGAAAGAUGUUGUUUCUGGCAAGCAAACCUUGGCCUUUCAACUUAAGCCUAAGAUGGUGGUACUAAGGGUAUCCAUGCAUUGCCAUGGUUGUGCAAGAAAAGUGGAGAAACACAUUUCCAAGCUGGAUGGAGUGACCUCAUACAAAGUAGACUUGGAAAGCAAAAGGGUGGUUGUUAUUGGUGAUAUAAUCCCUUAUGAAGUGCUUGAGAGUGUCUCAAAGGUUAAAAAUGCAGAGCUUUGGACUUCUUGAUUAUGAAAUAACUCAUUCCGGUUAGAUAAGUAAUUCGACUCAUAAAUAAUUUUAUUUAUAAAAUAUAAUAUUAUAUAUAUAUAUAAAUCAAAGUUCUUGUUAGCCUUUUUAGAGGAUAGUAAAGGAAGAAACAUAGCCAUCUAGGCCAUUAUGUUACUUAAAAUAGCUAUUAAAAAUACUGUGUAAGCUUAUCCUGGUUUAGUUUUGCUAUUGCAUUUUGCAAAGCAGCAUAACAAUGUUGUAAAUUGUGAUUACUAUUCGGGAUCCUUGUUUAAUUGUAGUUUUAGUCCCUCCAAAAUGUUGAAAUUUGAGA
Molecule: messenger RNA, 1152 nt
Organism: Gossypium arboreum
Lineage: Eukaryota; Viridiplantae; Streptophyta; Magnoliopsida; Malvales; Malvaceae
Product: protein SODIUM POTASSIUM ROOT DEFECTIVE 2-like
Exons: 3
Coding region: 438-839 (133 amino acids)
Molecular function (GO): metal ion binding
Source: RefSeq, a predicted model, not a curated record